GGCCGGUAACGGCUGGAAGGAGCGGCGGCCAUGGCUCCCCCCGGCUCCUCUCAGCGAACCAUGGAUGUGUCCAGGCAGUUCUUCGGCAAGCUGCGAGCCCUGGCUCUCACGCUGGAGAGGGAGGCGAAGCAGCUGGAGCGGGCCCUGCGCCGGGAGGAUGAGGGUGAGGACUAUGAAGAAGAAUCUCCAAUAAGAGUCUUACAGGACCUGCACAGUGAAAUCAGGACUCUGAAGGAAGAUGUUAAUGCCAGUCUUGGCAAGAGUUGUUCUGAAAGGCAAGAAAUUAAUGACUUUAUGAAGGCAAGUGAAAUAUUGAUGCAAAGAAAUGCAGCAGAUCUGGGAAAAAUAAGAGAGCUGUUCCAGAAAUAUGGCUACAAACCACGUGUCAAAGUCUCUACAGAGGAACAGGAAGUUAUCAGUGAUUCAAAGGUGUCUGUCCAGAAUAAACCUGAUGAAGAAAAAGCAGAUGAUGUACCUCAUCUUCCUACUUGUAUUGAGAACCCACCAGUGCCCAGAGACCCACUGUGUAACCCCCAACUUUCAGAUUUUGGUCUUUCACAGUAUGCUUUCUCUAGGCCUUGGAGUACAGUAAAUGGACAGCAAGCAACAAAUUUGCAUCAAGAAAGUUCAAAAACCAAGACUCCGCUAAAAACACGUACCCCCUGUAUUUUGCCCAAAACACCAAAAUGUAUGCUCAAAAUGGAUGACUAUGAGUGCUUAACACCAAAACUUGAACACUUUGGCAUUAGUGAACAUACCAUGUGUAUGAAUGAAGAUUAUACAAUGGCACUUAUUCGUAAAACUGCUGAGGCAAGCAAGAACUUACUUAAAAAAGACGAUCAUGAAGUGAAUGUAGCAAAAACAACAUCCAAGGAAAUCAUGGAUACACCUGGGCCAAAAGCAAAAACAACAGAAGAGAAUGCAGCGGACUGUAUGGCUUCUCCUAUGGUACCAGUGUUCUGUACGCCUGGUUUGAAAAUCCCUUCCAGAACAGAUAGUACAAUGUUAUCCAAGUCACAAGAGAUAAACAAACUGCUUCUUCCUAAUCAUGCAGGAACACCACCACUUCCAGAUUUUGAAACAAGAUGGCUAAAGGUAAAGCCGGGGGAAAAGGUUGAGUCAGUGACAGAAAAUGAUGCAAAAGAAAAACAAACCAUAGAAGAUAGCAUUCCUCCUACUGUGAGCUCUGAUGAGUAUCUUAAACGUUUGGGAGACCCUUCUCCUCCUAAAAUAAAGCAGUACGACCAUUUGCUCAGUACUCCUCCACCUCCAGAAAUAACAAGGAUACCAGAUGAUGUCCUACAGAUUCUGUCAAAGUAUAACCAUAAAGUAGACUCUUCUAAAGCCAAGAAAAUGGAGACUAAUGCAGGAGGCACUACAAGAUUUGAAAGUGAUUUCUUUGAUUACUGCAACAAAGAGAACAGAAAGCCAGUUGCCAUUAUUCAGAUGUUCCAGUACUCGUGGUGGUUGCGUGUGUCCCAUCAACAUCUGUAGCUGAUACUGGAGUUGCCCUGGAUUUUGGGAGUACUGUUCGUGGUCCCAUGCCUUGGUUCUCCAUGGGACAGUAGUACAGAGAUGGUGGCAUUUAAAAGGAGCAGUGACAGCAUCCAGUGGCUGCACUAUGGAAUCGCAUGCAUGCUGUUCCACAGAAAUAUGACUUUCUACUAAAAAUAUAUCAGUUGAUACCAGCUAUUUCUCAAUCAACCAGAAGGUAAAACUUCUUGCUAUUCCUAUGGUAAUACCCUCUUUUACAAAGGGGCAGCUGACAUAACAGCUGGGAGCUGACCAGAUCCAUGCACUGCUUUGGCCUUGUCUAAUUCAAGUUGAAAGGUUUUAAAAAGAUGGCACAAAUAUGGGAAAAUGGUCCAUGGAAGAACAUGCUCUGCUACAUAUGGACAUUUCUCCUAGGAAAAGAUCAAGCAAAGGACGGUCUCAUUGCAGAGUACCCGGCAGGAAAGUGUUCAAAUGCUUUCAUGACGCAUUCCUGGCUAAAGCCCUGCAGUUCUGCUCCCUACUGAUUGCUUAUGAGGUUGUUGGAAACCAAUAUAAGGCCUUGCUGCACAGUCCUGCCUUUCCUCUCCCCCAGUUGCAGGCUCCCAUGCCCUUGAUUCCAUCACUGCAGUUGCUGCUGCGGCUGCCUGGGAAGGGUUUCCUGCUUGCCCAGCUGCCAGAACUAAUUGCUGUUUUGCAAGGUUACAUUGCCCUGGGCUCUGCGCAGCCCCAAAUCACUGCUCACCUGCACAGGUACUGACUGGUGCUGGGGCAGAAGGGAAAGGGCCAGGUGGAGGGCAAGCACAGAUGUCUUUUCUCACCAGCAGUUUAAGCAGCUCGUGAAACCAUACCCUUGCAUAUAGGCAUCAAACUGCCUUGGCUGUCUGUACAGCUGUUUUGGUAAAGUUUCCUGUAGCCACUGCUCCAUGAGAAGUUCUAGGGCAGCUGAAGCAGCUCCUAUUCUUCCCCCCAGCACCCAUCACUCCUCCUCCUGAGCCCACUUGCAGAUAACACUUAUUUUUUUCCUGCUGUGUCAUGGCUGAGCCUGCUUUUGACCAGAGCUGUAAAGCAAAACUUAAGCCUUCUGAAUUGCUCCAGUCAGGAGAGCUUGGUGAUGGAGCCAGGAACAUCGCUGAUGCAACAGAAUUUACUGACGAGGCAAGUGUGGUUUGUCCUCACCUCUUAAAUAAGGAGGGGCUUAACCCAGACGCCAGCUCCAUCAGCAGAAAUGCAGCCAGCCUCUCCCAAAACCUCUACAUAAAAACUUAUGAGGGUCAAGGUCAUCACAGAGGCAUAUGCCACUGUGGGAGUGGGACCCCGUAACAGAGGGGUGGUGAAAUGAGAGGGGGGCUGUGGAAACAGCCCUUAGUCUAAGGGCUGAGAGGAAUAACAGAGAGGGAUUUGACUCUUUUUUCCCAUUAUGUUAAAUGAAAGCCUGACAAGCAACAGCAUCAGCAAUUGUUAUGCAAGUUAUAACAAGGUAAUGGUGAGGGUUUUUGUGUUUACAUAAAAAAGCAUUUGUUGCGACACACCUUUUUUAUUAAGUUUCAAAAAAGCAUUGGUUUAGAUGGAUGAAAUGAGAGGGAAAAAGUGGUUCUGAGAACCAAGUUUGCUUGGGGAAGCAGAACUAAGUCCUUCAGGAAAAACAAACCUGGAGUAGCAGGAGAGGUGUGCCAAGGGAGUAUAGAAACGUAAAGCCACAUCUGCGGGAGCGGAGCAGCUGAGUUAGCUGAAUGCAAAAAGGCUAAAUUAAGGGAACAGUUUUCUGG
This is a messenger RNA of Oxyura jamaicensis (ruddy duck), 3260 nucleotides long. RefSeq names its product spindle and kinetochore associated complex subunit 3 (gene SKA3). The transcript has 9 exons. Bases 31 to 1494 code for a protein of 487 amino acids. Gene Ontology annotation, cellular component: spindle microtubule; outer kinetochore. Gene Ontology annotation, biological process: mitotic cell cycle; chromosome segregation. NCBI's taxonomy places the organism in Eukaryota, Metazoa, Chordata, Aves, Anseriformes, Anatidae. The record is from RefSeq and is a predicted model, not a curated record.